This is a messenger RNA of Aedes aegypti (yellow fever mosquito), 677 nucleotides long. RefSeq names its product multifunctional methyltransferase subunit TRM112-like protein (gene Trmt112). NCBI's taxonomy places the organism in Eukaryota, Metazoa, Arthropoda, Insecta, Diptera, Culicidae. Gene Ontology annotation, biological process: peptidyl-glutamine methylation; rRNA (guanine-N7)-methylation; tRNA methylation. Gene Ontology annotation, molecular function: protein heterodimerization activity. The record is from RefSeq and is a predicted model, not a curated record. Bases 130 to 498 code for a protein of 122 amino acids. The transcript has 4 exons.
GUGUACCAUCACCGCAAACAGCGUGCGUGCAAUUAAACGAGAGUGCGGUUCGGCGCAUUUUGCUGUCCAGUCAGAUUUGCCGAUCAAUAUUUUUGCAUUUUCUCACUAUUACCCGUAAAUCAAGUCAAAAUGAAACUUUUAACGUACAAUUUCCUCACAUCCAAGUGUAUUCGUGGCGUUAAAGUGGGCUACCCGUUGAAAUUGAACAUAGUGGAAAAGAAGGUUGUUUCGUCUGAUUUCAACUCGGAGUUCAUCACCCGGAUGAUUCCACGGCUGGACUGGGAAGCGAUCAAAUUGGCCGCCACUCAUGUUGGUGCCGAUCUCCCUGCCACCCUUCCAGAGGAUAUUGCCUCUGACACGGAAACCCUCCAGAAACUGCACCACGUCCUGAUGGAGGUGGACGUCGUCGAAGGAACCCUGGAAUGUCCCGAAACGGGACGAGUAUUCCCCAUCAGCGACGGUAUUCCGAACAUGCUGCUGAACGAGGAUGAGGUCUAGGUUCGGAUUGCAAUCUCCUUCAACAUUGUGAGGAAACAUUAAACUGAACUGCAUUUUGACAGUUACAAUGAGUUAUACCGACUUGUGAGUAAAACCAACAAAGCUUUUAUUGAGUAGUGAACUAGCACUCAAUGUUUCUAAUUUGUAUAUAAAAUAAUCCUCUUCUCUUUAACGCAAAA